Lodderomyces margitis is the source of this 1128-nucleotide messenger RNA. It is a transcript of the gene LEU2, whose product is annotated as 3-isopropylmalate dehydrogenase. Gene Ontology annotation, molecular function: 3-isopropylmalate dehydrogenase activity; magnesium ion binding; NAD binding. Bases 1 to 1128 code for a protein of 375 amino acids. Gene Ontology annotation, cellular component: cytosol. Gene Ontology annotation, biological process: L-leucine biosynthetic process. The transcript has a single exon. The record is from RefSeq and is a predicted model, not a curated record. Lineage: Eukaryota; Fungi; Ascomycota; Pichiomycetes; Serinales; Debaryomycetaceae.
AUGUCUGGAUCCACAAUUACAAAAACGAUUACUGUCUUACCAGGUGACCAUGUUGGUACCGAAAUUUGUAACGAAGCAAUCAAGGUUCUCAAAGCCAUUGAAGAAUCAACGCCUUAUCAAAAAAUCCACUUUGAUUUCAAACACCACUUAAUCGGUGGUGCUGCCAUUGACGCUACUGGAUCACCGCUCCCUGAUGAAUCAUUACAACUGGCCAAGACAUCUGAUGCAGUCUUGUUGGGAGCAGUAGGUGGGCCCAAAUGGGGUACUGGCUCAGUUCGUCCUGAACAAGGAUUAUUAAAGAUCCGUAAAGAAUUGAACCUUUAUGCUAACAUUCGUCCUUGUAAUUUCGCUAGUGAAUCACUUUUGGAAUUGAGUCCAUUACGUCCCGAUAUUGUCCGCGGUACUAAUUUAAUCAUUGUUCGAGAAUUAGUUGGUGGGAUUUACUUUGGUGAGCGUCAAGAACAAGGUGAAAGUGCAGAUGGCGAGACGGCAUGGGAUACUGAGAAGUACACCGUGGCUGAAGUGACGAGAAUCACGCGCAUGGCGGCAUUUAUGGCAUUGCAACACAAUCCUCCAUUGCCUAUUUGGUCAUUGGAUAAAGCUAAUGUAUUGGCAUCAUCAAGAUUAUGGAGAUCAACGGUUGAUAAAGUCAUUUCAACUGAAUUCCCACAAUUAAAAGUCCAACACCAGUUGAUUGAUUCGGCCGCCAUGAUUUUAAUCCAAAACCCCACCAAAUUGAAUGGUAUCAUAAUCACAUCAAACAUGUUUGGUGAUAUCAUUUCCGAUGAAGCUAGUGUCAUUCCGGGAUCUUUGGGUCUUUUACCUAGUGCGUCAUUGGCUUCAUUGCCCGAUACAAACAAGGCCUUUGGUCUUUAUGAACCUUGUCAUGGUUCAGCACCCGAUUUGGCCGAAAAUAAAGUCAACCCCAUCGCCACUAUCUUGUCGGCUAGUUCCAUGUUGAGGUUGAGUUUGGACUGUGUUAAAGAGGCCGAGGCUUUGGAAGAGGCAGUUAAACAGGUAUUGGAUCAAGGUAUUAGAACUGGUGAUUUGAAGGGAAAUAACAGUACUACUGAAGUUGGAGAUGCUGUUGCCGAAGCGGUUCAAAAGAUUUUAAAAUCAAAAGCGUAA